This is a messenger RNA of Manihot esculenta (cassava), 1072 nucleotides long. Its product is annotated as germin-like protein subfamily 3 member 4. NCBI's taxonomy places the organism in Eukaryota, Viridiplantae, Streptophyta, Magnoliopsida, Malpighiales, Euphorbiaceae. Gene Ontology annotation, molecular function: manganese ion binding. The transcript has a single exon. The record is from RefSeq and is a predicted model, not a curated record. Bases 323 to 982 code for a protein of 219 amino acids. Gene Ontology annotation, cellular component: cell wall.
AGGUCAUAUGUUGCAUUCAGUGGUACCACUGCGAGUUGCUUUCCUGUUAUGGCAAGAAAGCUCUCAAAUUCAGGAAUCUGAAAGAAAUGCAAUAUCAGCAAGAAACAGUUGCAUACCCAGCCGGCUUUAGAGUUCAGAUAAUCUCUCCUUUAAGCAAUGCUAGCUCUUAAAUCUGCUUACAAGACAAUCUAUUUCAAAUCUAGCAGUGAACUCCAAGCCUCAAAAUGUGCCUUUCAUUUCAUGCAACUUCUAAACAAAAGCAUGUCUAUAUAUUAGCAAAAGAAUCACUUCUUUACUUCAGAAAAUUGCAAAACCCAGCAAGAUGAAUUCCGCCUGCUUCUUUCGCAUGAUCUUGUGUGCUUGCAUCAACAUCUGCUUGGUAUAUUGCGAUAAUCUCCAGGAUACUUGUCCAGCAGCUACUGCAGGCAAGCAGUCUAUCUUCAUCAAUGGUUUACCUUGCAAGAACCCAGCCAGCAUCACUCCAUCAGAUUUCAAGUCAACAAAACUGAGUAGCCCUGGGGACACAGACAACUUUUUCCGAUCCUCAACAACCAUUCUCACAGCCGCAGAUUUCCCUGGCCUGAAUACCCUCGGCCUCUCAAUUGCCAGGACAGACCUUGAUGUGGAUGGUUUGGUGGUGCCACAAUCCCACCCAAGAGCCUCUGAGUUGUUGUUUGUCAAUGCAGGAGUGGUGAUUGCUGGAUUUGUCGACACCAACAACCAACUUUUUCAAAAGAUUCUCAAGGAAGGAGAUGUGUUCGUGCUUCCUCGGGGUCUGCUUCACUUCUGCCUGAAUGCUGGGAAUGAGCCUGCCACCAUUUUCUCAGUACUCAGUAGCCAGAAUCCAGGGGUGGUGAGUGUCGCUGGUGCCAUGUUCGAUUCUGAUCCAGAUAUGAUAAACAAGCUAGUGAGGAAAAUAAGAUCUCUUUCUUCAUCACAAAUUAUUAGCUUGGAAAAUGCCACUCUAUUCGAACUUUAUUAGAAUAUCAAGGCGAUGCAAUGAGAAAAAUAGUGUUUCAUAUAAUGUAUCAUUUAUAUUGUUUAACAAUUAUUUAUGAUAGUUUUGAUUUUA